GCUGUAGAUUUAAGUCUCUCUCUCACUCUCGCACGCACUCUCUCUCUCUCAUUCAUUCCUACACAUAGGCUUACACGCCUGCUCUCCUCUUUUUCUCUCUCUCAGAAUGACAAUUCUAGGUACAGCUUUUGGUAUGGUUUUCUAUUUACUUCAAGUCGUUUCUGGAGAAAGUGGCUAUGCACAGAAUGGAGACCUUGAAGAUGCAGAGCUAGACGACUACUCAUUCUCCUGCUACAGUCAGUUGGAAGUGAAUGGAUCCCAGCACUUGCUAAACUGUGCUUUUGAUGAUCCAGAUGUCAACAGCACCAAUCUGGAAUUCGAAAUAUGUGAGGCCCUUUUGAUUGUAAAGUGUCUGACUUUUAGUAAACUGCAAGACGUGUAUCUCCUCAAGACAGAUAAAUUCUUACUGAUUGGAGACAGCAAAGUAUGUGUGAAGCUUAGAAGAAAGAUCGUAACCUGCAGAAAAAUCAAGAUAUUCAAUAUAGUUAAACCUGAGGCUCCUUUUGACCUAAGAGUCAUCUAUCGCAAGGAAGCAAAUGACUUUGUGGUGACAUUUAAUACAUCGCACUUACAAAAGACUUAUGUAACAAAGUUAAUCCAUGAGAUAGCCUACCGCCAGGAAAACAAUGAAAAUGACUGGAUGCAUGUGAAUUUAUCCAGCACAAAGCUGACACUCCUACAGAGAAAGCUACAACCUGAUGCAACGUAUGAGAUUAAAGUCCGGUCCAUCCCUGGUGUUGACUAUUUCAGAGGCUUCUGGAGUGAAUGGAGUCCAAGUGUCCGCUUCAAAACUCCGGAGACCAAAGACCCAGGGGAAAUGAAUCCUGUUCUACUAAUUAUCAGCAUGAUGAGUUUCUUCUGUGUGGCUCUGAUGGUCAUCUUGGCCUGUGUGUUAUGGAAAAAAAGAAUUAAGCCUAUCAUAUGGCCCAGUCUCCCUGAUCAUAAGAAAACUCUAGAGCAACUAUGCAAGAAACCAAAAAAGAAUUUGCAUGUGAGCUUCAAUCCUGAAAGUUUCCUGGACUGCCAGAUUCAUAAGGUGGAUGGCAUUCAAGCUAGAGAAGAAGUGGAAAGCUUCCUGCAAGACACGUUUUCUCCACAACUAGAGGAAUCUGAGAAGCAGAGGGCUGGAGGGAGUGUGCAGGGCUCCAACUGGCCAUCCAAUCAUGCAGUCAUCACCCCAAAAACUUUCAGAGGAGAUGCACCCCUCGGGUGCCUGGCUGGGAAUGUCAGUGUGUGUGAUGCCUCUGAGGUCUCCUCCUCCAGGUCCCCAGAUUGCAGGGCAGGUAGCAACAAUGAGCCUCAUGGGUACCAGGGCCUGCUGGGUGGCCCUGGAACUACAAAUGGCAUUCUGUCCCCUCUGUUUCCUUUCCAAUCAGAAAUCCUGACAUUCAACCCAGCUACCCAAGGACAACCCCUCCUCACUUCCUUGGGAUCAAGUCAAGAAGAAGCAUAUGUCACCAUGUCCAGCUUCUACCAAAACCAGUAAAUCAUUGUGACCAACAAAGAUAACUGAGCUCCUACUCUCCCUCACCUCGCUGAGAAGACCGAAUGAACGCAACCCUCUCCACAACCUACAGGAUUCUGAAACAUCGCUUUGCCCACUGCUUCACCCCCACUUCAGUGGCCUUCAGAUGAGGCAAGAGCAUUCUGUUUUAGGCAACCCAAAUGGUUCCAUUAUUUCAGAUGGUACAAAAGGCAGGAAAGAGUGAAAGAAAGGAUGGAGGAAAGGAUGGAGAUGGAGGGGUGAGGAAGGCAGGAAGGCAGAAAGGGAAGAAAGAACGAAAGGGGGACAAGAAUGAGCCUGCCUAUUAUUAGGACUUACUAGAUCUCCAAUGCUUGCUAGUGCACAUGUAAUCUCACAGAGUCCUCACAAUCAUCCCAGAAGGCAGGGCAAUUAUUAUUAUUAUUCUCUUUGGUACAGAUGAUGAAACUGAGGCUUGAAGCAACUUGUCCAUGUUCCCCACUCAGCAAGGGGUGGAACCAAGAUCUGAUGCUCAAAAGUCUAACUGCAGUCUCCCCAGAGCCAUGUUCCUGCCUCUCAACUAGGGGCUGCCCCACUCUCAAGUACCAAACCUCACUAUUAACAGGGUGACUAUAUAAUUCAUGUCGAAAACUGGGUCACUUUUGAAAGUAAAAGGAGAAGUUAUAAAUAAUCACUCCAGGACAAUAUGCAUAAACUGGGAGUUUCCCAGACAAAUGGGACACCCUUGAGUUCGGCCACCCGACUAAAAAAGCUAUGAGGAAGAAAGUGGGAGAGAAAUGGUCUCACGAUGUGUGAGGUACCACGGCCAGCCAUGUCCACAAAAAAUGAAGAUGGCAACAAAAUGCAACAAGCCCAUUUCAUUUCAUUUUUUCUGAAAAGUGCUCAAAGAGAGGAUAAACUAGAAGCCCAGAAUUUCUACUGUUAGUUAUCAAGAGCACAAGCCCCUCGCUACCACCAUCCAGCUGCAACCCAUGGAUGGAAGAAGAACCUGCUGCCCACUGGACACUGGUGCAUGCGAGCAAUGAGUGAGGAGAUAACCCUUCUAUAUGUGUAGAGACUGCCCCAACCCAAACUCAUCCACAGACCAUCCCAAGUUCCACAGCUGUUGCCACAAACAUUAGGGAGAUGAAGUCAAAAUAAGCGAGUGAACGCAUCAUGGCCACAUUCC
Messenger RNA from Hipposideros armiger (great roundleaf bat), 2651 nucleotides. It is a transcript of the gene IL7R, whose product is annotated as interleukin 7 receptor. The coding region runs from base 107 to 1486 and encodes 459 amino acids. Gene Ontology annotation, cellular component: membrane; external side of plasma membrane. Gene Ontology annotation, molecular function: protein binding; cytokine receptor activity. The transcript is spliced from 8 exons. Gene Ontology annotation, biological process: hemopoiesis; positive regulation of receptor signaling pathway via JAK-STAT; cytokine-mediated signaling pathway. NCBI's taxonomy places the organism in Eukaryota, Metazoa, Chordata, Mammalia, Chiroptera, Hipposideridae. The record is from RefSeq and is a predicted model, not a curated record.